This is a messenger RNA of Lytechinus variegatus (green sea urchin), 819 nucleotides long. Its product is annotated as piggyBac transposable element-derived protein 4-like. Lineage: Eukaryota; Metazoa; Echinodermata; Echinoidea; Temnopleuroida; Toxopneustidae. Bases 1 to 819 code for a protein of 272 amino acids. The transcript has a single exon. The record is from RefSeq and is a predicted model, not a curated record.
AUGGAAGGCUGGGAUGCCGAUCGUGCAAGUGCCUGGCAUGAUCAUCUUACGACCGUUCCAAAACUGAAAGCCUUCCUUGGACUUGUACUAUUGAUGGGAGUUGUCUGGUGCCCACGCUACCAUCUGCACUGGUCAACAAUGGAAAUGAUUCAUCAUCCGUUCUUCUCUGCCAUCAUGCCCAGGAAUCGUUAUUCUUUACUCCGUCCCUUUCUACAUCUGUCUGAUAACACCGCACCCAACCAAAACAACCGUCUACAUAAACUGGAAUCUUUUCUUUCUCUUCUCACCCCCACGUUCCACUACCUCUACUUUCCUAAGAAGAUGAUCUCACCUGAUGGAAGCAUGAUCAAGUUCAAAGGAUGUCUUGGCAUCGCGCAGUACAUGCCGAAGAAACCAAUCAAAUGGGGAAUAAAGGCAUGGGCGCUGUGCGAAAGUGACUCAGGUUAUACAUGGAACUGGGAAGUGUAUACUGGACAUGAAGAAGCACUUCAAGUAGUGAAUGCUGGAGACCAUGAUGGACCAAACAGCCACCCUCCUGAAUCGUCGAUAUGUGCUAGAGGAAAAGUUGUACUCUCCCUUGUUGAGGGAUUGGAGGGGAAGGGAUACUGGCUCUUUUGUGACAAUUUUUACACCCCUGCAUUAUUUCAAAAGCUGACUGAGAAUGGAUUUGGAUAUUGUGGCACUGCAAGGCCGUUGGCGAAGGGACUUCCCACGGGUGCAAAUCCCAAAGUACAUAAAAUGAAGAAGGGAGGCUGUCCAAAAUACUACAAGAAGAAAGGCCAGAUGCGUGUUGUUUGCAUGGACCAAAAAAACGGUUAA